ACGAUAAUAAAAAUUUAAAAAUGAAAUUUCUCAGUGCAUUGUGUCAGUGAAACCCCCAAAUGGAGUGCAAAUCGGCGUUCAAUUUAGUCGUUUUAUUUUCAGUUCUAUUUCCGUUUCAUUUGUGUUUUACUUCUUAUUGUGUUUUCCUUUCUUGUGGCCUUUUAUUUUAUUUAACGCGUGAAAAUGUUGUUAGCAAUGCGCCGCGAGAGUGAACACCAUCACGCCGCAGUCACAGCAACAGUACCUCCAGCAACUACAGUCACAACAGCAUCAUCAGCAUCCGCAUCUGCAGCAGCCGCAAGCGCCGCCGUCACUAUAAUUACCUCAGAGGCGACGCCAGUCAGCAGUAUAUCGGCCACGACGAAUGGUCUAUUAGUGCCCAGUGUUAGUUCAGCACUUCAGCUGUCACCCAACUUGAGUGUCGCAGCAAACGUAACGUCUUGCACGCUACAACACCAUCAUUUGCAACAGCAACAACAACACCAACAACAGUAUCUUGGCCUACAACAGCACGCACAACAUUUGCAACAACAACAGCAGCAGCAACAAGCUGACUCAUUAAAUACACCCACAACACCGUUGCUAAACUUGGGUCGUAGUCCGUUGCAGUUCCCGCCGCCACCACCACCGCCCGUACCGGUGCAGGCUGGGCCACAAUUUGGCUUUUAUACACCCAGCACGGGUGCAGCCACUUACCUGCAUCCACACUACACGUCACUUCCCUCAGCUGUGCCAACGUCCGUUGCUGGUUCGUCGCUGGUGUCUGUCAACACCGGAAGCGCAUCUUUUGCGAAUGGGACGCAGCGUUGCAGCUCGGCUCAAUCGACGGAAUUAGACGAAUACGUUGACAUCUUACAAGUACAGCAAUUGCUGUUGGACUCAUCAGCGUCAGCAAGUCAACAAGCAUUGGCCGCCGCUAAUGGUGGUAACACGAGUACUAACAACACCACCUCAAAUACGCCGAGCUCACAACAGAGUUUACCGAAACCGCGACCACGUUUGAAUUUGCAAAAGGCCUCCGAAUACGCAGCCCAGGUGCAAGCGGAAUCUCCAUCAUCUCGUCGUAUGCUCCUCGACUAUCCCAGUCCAUAUCUUUAUAGUAAUCAUUAUCAUACGUCGCCCAGUGAGGACCUGGUUGCCCUCUGGUUCGGCAGCAAUGGCUCAGGUGGCAUAGCCCCUGGAACCCCAUCAGCGGCCAUGAUCAUGGAAGGGCUUGAAACCCUUGUGGCGCCAUCGCAUCACGCAUUCCUACUUACCGAAUCCGCCGCCGCCGCACACUUCAAUGUGUUGAGCUUCGAUACGUGUCUCUUCAAAACCACCGCCCAGACUAGUCCAUCGACAGCGGCCACAUCGGCGGCCACAUAUCUCAGUACCCCAUCGCACACGUUUGGUGGUGGCCACUUAGGUGCCGCCCAAACCUUACUCCAUUACAAUCUCUCUGCGGCGAAUAGCAAUCAUCAGAGCGCCAUUGCUUCGUGUAGCGGCACAAAUACGAGUAGCAGUAUAGCCACAACCAGUAAUAUUACUGCAUCAGCGACAGCAGCAGCAGCAGCAGCUACUAAUUCAGCCCUAAGCGCUAGUUUAUCACGCACAAAUUUUACACGCAUCGGUAGUGUUGCCAACAACAACAGCAACCAGAGCAGCAGUCAUAAUCACAGUAGCAGCAACAGUAAUAGUAGCAACAAUAGUUGCACACCAACAGCAACAACAAACGUUGCUGGAAUCACAUUAACACAGCAAUCACCAACCGUCGCUGCAGUCAGUGCGAGUAGUAAUAACAGCAAUAAUAGCAGCGGACGCAACUCUGCUACACAUUUGAGUCUACUCAAUACCACACAACAUAGUCCGGGUGGUCACGCGGCGACAACAUUAGGCGGCGUAGGCGCCAGCAGUGGCGUAGAUAUAGCAAACAGUGUUAAGCAGUCGCAGUCACUGCCGUCGGACGCGCAGUGCUGUGAUACACAGACGGGCGAUCUGAAUACGCCCGUCACCACAUCCAACGAUAUUCCAUCAUUCUUCGGACCAUCAACCAUCGUUGAGCCGCCACCAAUAACAGGUUCCAUCGAAUCCGAGGAUUUAUCUCUCGAACCACAGCCGACAGCCAGUCCGGUGUUGGUGUGCAGCCCAUUGAAGGAGGAGCGCAGCACGCCGCCAACAUUGGCAAUUGUCAAGGAAGAAACAAGUAAUAAUAGUUGUACCAUGUACCCUACUACACAUCUAAGUCAGAAUCAGAAUCAGACUACAACAUCAACAACAACAGCCGCAACAAGCACAACAUUAUGUAAUAAUAAUAAUAAUACAGCAAAUACAAAUACACAAAGUAAUACACAACAACAACAACAACAACAACACUCCCAACAUCAUCCACAACACCAGCAACAACACCAACAGCAUACGAGCCAACACUCUCCUCAUCAUCAGUAUCAACAUCAUGUACAGCAACAACAUAAUUUACAACAACAACAUCACUUACAGCAGCAACAACAGCAACAACAAAACCAAAUUACACACCAUAGCAGCCUACACCAACAACACCAACAGCAACAGCAGCAGCAACAACAACAACAACAUAUACAACACAAUAGUCACCACACACAACAACACCUCCAGCAACAGCAACAACAACAACAACAAACGCACCCACACUACCAUGGUCUUCAUCACACACACGCACACCAACUCCAUCACCAUCAUCACCACCACCACCACCAACAACAACAACAACAACAGCAUGCGCAACAACACCAACAACAGCAGCAACAACAACAACAACAACAACAGACGCAUGCAACUAGCAAUAGCAAUAGCGGCAAAAUAUCAUAUCGUGGCAUUUUCACCACUACAGGUAAUACAACAACAAUGAGCGGACUGAAUCCUGCAGCUGUCGCAGCCGCCGCUGCAGCUACUCAGCAGCAGCAGCAGCAACAGCAGCAGCAACAACAACAACAAAUCGGCUCCCCGCAAUUGAGCGUAUUGCCCGGCCAAAUGUCACCACCGAGCGCCGGUCUUGGCAAUAGUUGGGGUUUACCCAGCCCCGAUAAAACCCUCUUCCAGCCACCCAUAUUCAGCUUACUCGGUCCUGGUCCACAGAGUACCGCUCAAGCUCAUUAUGCCGCCCAACAAUCUGUGGCGCAGCCGUCGUCGACGCCAUCACCCUCGCAUCAUAUGCAUACCGGUGGCUAUGAUGAUGGGCGUUCAGCAGCGCAACAUGUUGAGUUAAUCGGUCUCAAUAUGGACUGUUCGCCGAUUAUAAUGAAACAACCACCACCCAGUUAUAGCAGCACCAGCAGCUUCACCAGUCUAGCGGAUAUCCAACAAGCGCAAACCAGUCAUGAAUAUCAGCAAAUGUCGAUUGCUGCGACCAAAUACCAUUGGCUCAAUUCGCCAGCCGAAUAUGGUGGCGCACAGCAGUCCCUGGUUGUGCCCGGUCCUUCAUCCACUGCAUCCUCAGCAGCAGCAGCAACGUCCAUAAUAGGCGGAAUCAUUCCAAAGCAAGAGGCAUAUUCGGAACCCACACCACCGCAUCAUAUGCAACCACCAUCAGCGCAAGGCAGUCAAUCUGGCUACUCUGUUGUGCAGUUGGCUGAGUACAGUCCGUCAACCAGCAAGGGUCAUGAGAUUCUAUCGCAGGUGUACCAACAGAGCACCAUGCCGCUCAAGCUGGUGCCAGUCAAGCCACGCAAGUACCCAAAUAGGCCGAGUAAAACACCCGUACACGAACGACCCUACGCCUGUCCCGUCGAGAAUUGUGAUCGCCGUUUUUCACGUUCCGAUGAGCUCACCCGCCACAUACGUAUACAUACCGGACAAAAACCUUUCCAGUGUCGCAUUUGCAUGCGUUCCUUUAGCCGUUCCGAUCAUCUCACAACGCACAUACGUACCCAUACCGGCGAAAAACCCUUCUCCUGUGACAUAUGCGGUCGCAAAUUUGCUCGAUCCGAUGAGAAGAAACGUCACGCAAAGGUACAUCUCAAGCAACGCAUCAAGAAAGAGUCUAAAAUGAGCCAACAACAACAACAGCAGCAGCAGCAACAACAACAACAACAGGCGGCCGCAGCAGCAGCUGCUGCACAUCAACAACAGCAACAACAUCAUCAUCAUCACACCGCCCACCACAUGCUCCAAGCCGGCGAUCUACCCAUAGUGACAAGCAGCGCCACCACUUUGUAGACCGAAAGCAAUUCAUCAU
Ceratitis capitata (Mediterranean fruit fly) is the source of this 4189-nucleotide messenger RNA. RefSeq names its product homeobox protein 5 (gene sr). The record is from RefSeq and is a predicted model, not a curated record. Gene Ontology annotation, molecular function: RNA polymerase II cis-regulatory region sequence-specific DNA binding; DNA-binding transcription factor activity, RNA polymerase II-specific. The transcript has 4 exons. The coding region runs from base 184 to 4170 and encodes 1328 amino acids. Lineage: Eukaryota; Metazoa; Arthropoda; Insecta; Diptera; Tephritidae. Gene Ontology annotation, biological process: regulation of transcription by RNA polymerase II.